This is a messenger RNA of Brassica oleracea var. oleracea, 642 nucleotides long. RefSeq lists its product as uncharacterized. Lineage: Eukaryota; Viridiplantae; Streptophyta; Magnoliopsida; Brassicales; Brassicaceae. The record is from RefSeq and is a predicted model, not a curated record.
AAACUUUACGGCGAAGAUGCCUCUCUUGUUGAAGCGACUGCCGAGCUAGUUCAGAGAGCGCUUACCAAAAUACCUGAAGUAAAUCCCAAGUCCCUGGGAGGAGGCAAUAAGGGGGUUAUUUUUGCGACUUUUAUAUUCAGUCACUUCACGUUUCACUUUUACAAAUUACAUUCCUUGUUACUGGAUCUUCUGCUUGUGGUUGUUUUUGUUGUGGUCUGCUACCACCUGAAUUAUUUCGGCUGGAGAAACCAGAAGAAAAAAUGGCCUGCAACUACUACAUCACCACCACCUUUAGCUCAGUCAGACAACAUAUUCAGGAAAUGGUUUGGUUCUGUUGUUUGCGUUCCAUCAACAAAGGAGCCAAGGACGAUGAGAGAUUUACCAGCCACAAGGAUCAGUGAGUAUUCUGUUUCCUCUAUCUUCUCCAAGGAAGAAGCUCCAAUUGCCACCCAACUCUCCAAUUCAAUACCAGAUCCAAGUACCUUUCCAAAGGAAAGUCUGAACCCUUUUGGGGGAAGCCAUUGUGUGAUAAGCUAAUAGAAUUUUAGUGACAAUACGGACAAAAAGCUAUCAAACUAUGUUAUGGAGUCUCAGAAAGGAAAAGCUUAUAAUUUUAAAUAUAAAAACGAUAUAAGAUGUUGA